Messenger RNA from Gasterosteus aculeatus aculeatus (three-spined stickleback), 2954 nucleotides. It is a transcript of the gene galr2b, whose product is annotated as galanin receptor 2b. The record is from RefSeq and is a predicted model, not a curated record. Gene Ontology annotation, molecular function: G protein-coupled receptor activity. NCBI's taxonomy places the organism in Eukaryota, Metazoa, Chordata, Actinopteri, Perciformes, Gasterosteidae. Gene Ontology annotation, biological process: G protein-coupled receptor signaling pathway. Gene Ontology annotation, cellular component: plasma membrane.
GAGAGGCGGAGAAAAGAGUAAGAGAAAAGCAACACGGGCAGAUAUAGCAACGCACGCAGGGAGAACGCAGGCUUCGUGCAGAGGAUGAGCGAGGAAACGGGUCUGCUGGGAGUCUCCUGUGUGAUCUGAGGGGAAGCCUUGGAAGCCGUCCAGCCGUCGUCCGCCCGAAAAUGUCUGACUUUGAGGACUUCAGCCGGCCGGGAGGGCUGGCGAACGCUUCCGAAACCUACCAGCUGAACCCGACCAGUGUGAUCGUGUCGGUGGUUUUCUCCCUCAUCUUCCUGCUGGGCACCGUGGGCAACAGCCUGGUGCUGGCCGUGCUGCUGCGGAGCGGCCAGGUGGGAUACAACACGACCAAUCUGUUCAUACUCAACCUGAGCGUGGCCGACUUCUCCUUCAUCAUCUUCUGCGUUCCUUUCCAAGCCACCAUCUACUCCCUGGAGGGCUGGGUGUUCGGCUCCUUCAUGUGCAAAGUGGUCCACUUCUUCAUCAACCUCACCAUGUACGCCAGCAGCUUCACGCUGGCUGCGGUCUCUGUCGACAGGUACCUGGCCAUCCGCUACCCGCUGCGCUCCAGGGAGCUGCGCACUCCGUGCAACGCGGUGGUUGCCAUGGUGAUCAUCUGGGGUCUCUCCCUGGUCUUUGCCGGUCCUUACCUCAGCUACUACGACCUGUUCGACUACGGCAACAGCACCGUGUGCAUCCCCGGCUGGGAGGAGCAGAACCGCAAGGUGCUGGACACGUGCACCUUCCUGUCCGGCUACGUCGCCCCCGUGCUGAUCGUCAGCCUCUCCUACACCCGCACCAUCAAGUACCUGUGGACGGCCGUCGACCCUCUGGACGGCAUGUCGGAGUCCAAGAGGGCCAAACGCAAGGUCACCAAAAUGAUCAUCAUCGUCACGGUGCUCUUCUGCAUCUGCUGGCUGCCGUACCACGUGGUGAUCCUGUGCUACCACUACGGCGACUUCCCGUUCAACCAGACCACGUACGCCUUCAGGCUUCUCUCGCACUGCAUGGCCUACGCCAACUCCUGCGUCAACCCCAUCGUGUACGCCCUGGUGUCCAAGCACUUCCGCAAAGGCUUCAAGAAAGUGUUCAGCUGCAUCCUCAGCAAAAAGAGGAGGAACAAGGUCCACGUGGUCCACGUGGCCAACACCGCGCCCGGGUUCGAGGCGGGAUCCACGGAGGUGUCGCAGAUGAACGAGGAGCACGCGCGACAGAACGAGUGCGAAAUGAUAAACAGGCGGAUCGGGGAGCCGAGGGAAGCCACGGUGGCGCUGAAUUCGCCCUUUCGGAGGCCGUCUCCUCGCGUGGGAGAAUGAGAUGAACUCUCAUCGCGGCAGCUUUGCCGGCCAAUGGGAGGUGAGAUAAAAUGAAGGAUAUUCGCGCAGAUAAGUUCAGUUGAUAGUCCACAGCCCGAACACGUGUCAGCUUCACCAUCUGUCAAAUACUCUCGCACAUACUGUUCCACUGACAGAUAAAUGUCUCCGUUUCCACCGUUUGCCUUAAUUCUGGCCGCAGGCCUGGAGCGCACUCAAAGGUCCGGUGUGUGGGACGAUCUCAUCUAGCAGUGACGUUCCAGCUGAACACCAGCGGGCUCAACUGGAACCGGGCCUUCGGGCGGGAAACGGCACAUGAACCUCCGCGGAUAAACAACCCUGCCCGCCUCCGUGUCGGCAGCACACCAACGCACAUCCAAGCCACUCAAUGGAGCUCCUCCGGUGGGCCGAGGGAAUGAAGUCUGCGGGCGUUUUGAUGACCUUUUCUGCAAAUGGAGCAUCAAUGCAUUUUCUUUCUCUUCUGCUAAAUUGUGGACCGGGUUACGAUUGGCUGAUGAGAGCCGGGGGGGCGGGAUCGAGCGCAGGCCUGCAGGUGCGGCGCCGUCGACUGUGACUGCUGUUGGUCACCGACAGCAAAAACACAAACGGAGGCAGCGAGACGAGAGGCAGACUUUACCUGUAGGAGGAUGAAGGACUGUGUGAAGAGGAGCCGCUCCAUAGCUUAGCUAAUCAUGUGGUAAUGAAAACAUAUUGGUGAACAUUGCAUUGUAUUGAACAUACCGUUUUUUCAGCUUUGGAAAAUGAUUGUAGCACUUUUUAAAAGCAGCAUAGAAUGUGUUUGUUUCACCUUUCCAAACGUCGGUGACUAUUUUCUGUCCAAGUGGACCUCGCACAGGUUGAUACACAGCUUCAGGGUCAUUGACUCGUCCGUGUCUUUUGAAACUUGCAUGCAGAUGAUGUUCUGUCGCGUUAAGAUGUUACCGCUAUAUUUGAAUGAUAUGUUAUAACAUACAAACAAAUGAUAUUAUGAAUAUCUGUGCAAACGUAAUGUUCAGUCAUAUUUCAUCGGCAUACCAGCAUUCAAGGAUCAGAAUCAGACAAAAAGUAUAUUAGUUUUAGUAAAAAUGGAACCGGACACAUUUUCCUGCUUAACUUGGCUUUUGCAAUGAUUGUAAUCAAGGCAUGUGAAAUAUUAUAUACAUUUAAAUUGCUAUUAUCUUUAUCAAAGAGUGCACUUAAACAAUUUGGGGUUGUGUGUUUUGUGUAUUUAAAAGCUGUGAAAUGGUGAUAAUUAUUCCCAUGUUUGUUUCAUUUCUCCCUCCCGAUGGAGGCAGAGCGUCCACCUCGCUCUCUGCGAGCUCGUGUCCCACGUCAGAGCUGUUUAAAGAAAAACCUUGUGGUCCUUUUAUCCGUGUUCUGCUCAGAUUGCGUAAAACGCAAUUUUCCUCUUGAGAAACUCAUUUCCAGAAAGAAUAUCCUCCUUUGCAGUGACCAAUUGUUAUGAGAUUGUUUCUGUGUUUUUGCCUGUUUAAAGUAGCUAUUUCCUCUGUUCACUAUGUAGACCUUUCCCACAUAACAACCUGUAUACAUACAUAUAUAAAUAUAUAUUUAUCAAAAUGCGUAACACAACAUAUUAUACACUUACAUGAACAAAUAAAAUAUUUUCUGCUGUGA